Molecule: messenger RNA, 1426 nt
Organism: Equus quagga
Lineage: Eukaryota; Metazoa; Chordata; Mammalia; Perissodactyla; Equidae
Product: protein Mis18-alpha-like
Exons: 5
Coding region: 1-711 (236 amino acids)
Biological process (GO): chromosome segregation; CENP-A containing chromatin assembly
Cellular component (GO): chromatin; chromosome, centromeric region; nucleus
Source: RefSeq, a predicted model, not a curated record
AUGGCGGGGGCUUGGUCGUCUGGCUGUGUCGAAGGAUGCUCCUCUGCUAGCUGUGCGUGCGGCGCCAAGGGCAAGUGGAAUGGCUCUUCGCUGUUGAGCAAGCGGCUCUCGGAAGACUCGAGCCGCCACCAGCUGCUGCAGAAGUGGGCGAGCAUGUGGAGCUCCGUGAGCGGGGACGCGUCGGUGGCCGGCGCCGAGAGCUCGCGGCGCGAGGAGAAGGCGGAGCCGGCCGAGGAGGACGACAGGCCUCUGGUGUUUCUGUGCUCGGGCUGCCGGCGGCCGCUGGGCGACUCGCUGAGCUGGGUGACGAGCCAGGAGGACACCAACUGCAUCCUGCUGCGCUGUGUUUCCUCUAAUGUUUCUGUGGAUAAGGAACAGAUACUAUCCAAACGUAAAAACGAAAAUGGUUGCAUCCUGGAGACGCUGUACUGCACAGGAUGCUCCCUCAACCUGGGCUACGUAUACAGAUGCACACCCACAAAUCUGGAUUACAAGAGGGACUUGUUUUGCCUCAGUGUUGAAGCCAUUGAAAGUUAUAUUUUAGGGUCCUCUGAAAAGCAAAUUGUAUCAGAAGAUAAAGAGCUUUUUAAUCUUGAAAGCAGAGUUGAAAUAGAAAAAUCUCUAAAGCAGAUGGAAGAUGUUUUGACAGCAUUACAAGCGCAGCUGUGGGAGGUUGAAUCAAAAUUGUCGUUUAACAGUUGCAAAAGCUAAAAUCUGCUCCAAGUCUCCUGUUCUGGAUGCUCCCACCGAUGGACAAUUCUUUCAUAUGUAACAAUUCUUGUUAUCACUUCACUUCACUUAGAAUUGAAGGAAUUCUAAACGGCCAUGUACAUUGUGUUCUCUCAUAUUGAUCAAAUGAGAAAGAUUAUAGAGUUACCUUAGAGGAUAUAAUUCAUGCUAAGGAGAUGAUUGUUUCUCAAAUUCAAAUUUUAAAGCCAUUUUAUGAUACUUGCUGAAAUUGGAAUUUAGGAGAUUUUAUUUUGAUAAAAAACUGUGAUGAUUUUCUGAACUGUUUUCUCCUCUGUAUGCAGUUCACUAUUCUUCGUUUCUUAGUUUUUAAACUUUAUUUCACCUUUGAUACCUUGGGAAAUACUUAAUAUUGAAUGGUAAGAAAAUCUUAAGAGGUUUUUCUACCCACUGUCUGGUUGAAUCAUCUCUGAAAACUAAUGCAUAAAGUUCUCUGGAGAACUGGUCAGCUGAAUUAUUUGUCAGAACUAUUUGAAAACGUGCACAAGAGCAGGAUAGCGUGUGUUCUAGUAGUAGAGUCCCACGUGAUCUUUAUUUACUACUACAUGCCAAAAAGAUCUGGAGGGAUGUUUACAACAGAGAGUAGUAGUCAUCUCUGAGGGUGGGAUUCUGGGGGAAUUUUCAUUUUUCCAAUUUUCUAUAAUGUAAGACUUACAGUCAGCCCGUGUUAUUGUUUAAA